Molecule: messenger RNA, 1179 nt
Organism: Aphis gossypii (cotton aphid)
Lineage: Eukaryota; Metazoa; Arthropoda; Insecta; Hemiptera; Aphididae
Exons: 5
Coding region: 1-759 (252 amino acids)
Source: RefSeq, a predicted model, not a curated record
AUGACGCCCGAAAGUUUACGACUGUGCUUCGGCGUCACCGGGUUUUACCGCGUUUUAUUUUCUGUUCCGGACGUUCCGGUACCCGGCAGUCGCGUGUUAGGGUCCGUUCGUGACGUGUUUUCGGCAUUUGUGUUACCGUUGGCCCGUGGAAAAAUUGUUAUUGCAGGUAAUAUGUAUCGACGACACGAGUCGCUCAUCAGUCAGGUGACCAAAACGGCAGAUGACGUGCCGGUGAUCGUGACUAGAUUGGCGAGCACGGAAAAGAACGACAUUGAUUACUAUCCCUUUUCACAAGUACUACGAAUACGUGUCCUACAGAUCGUUUGCGGCAUACUUGCAGUCGUCAUGGGCAGCGUGGCUUGCAUAGAAGAGAAAGGUUCAUUUGGCAACCUCGGGCUGGGCAUACCGACCGGACUCAGUACCGUACUCGCUGCAGCGUCCAGCAUCCACACCAGCCGUUUGUUCAGCGGGUACAGGGACACGCUGAUGUCGUCGUCCGGACAUCCGAGAGUGUCCGUGCUCCGACUUUUGGGGCCCACCACGCAAUCGGCGAUCGCCGUUGGCACUUUCUGGCUGCUCGCCCUGGCGCUGAACGCGGUCCUGUUCACGCGGGCCGGACGUACGCUGCUCAACUACGACAGUUCGACGACCAGCUCUACGUUGUUUUGGAUGGCCAUCGUUCAUCUGACGUUGACGUCCCUCGUACUGUUAGCGGUGGGCGCGAUCGCCUGGCUGGACUGCCAUCACGACCCAGACUGACAAGAGCUGUACACGGGACAUCGUCCCGCCGAGCCACCGUUGUUGUCGUCCCGGCCGACGACCAGCAGCUCCGUGACCAUCAGCAUGACGACGUUCACGCCCGACCCGCAGUCGUCGUCCGUCGGCCAUCGGCUCACGCCCGGGCCCAGCCUGUUGGUCAGAUCCUGUUAGCACGAUCCGGAAAUUGUGUUUUCCGGAUGCGGCGAUGACGAUUAUUGUGUAAAAAAAUAAUAAAAUAAUUAUAGUGAUAAUAAAAUUAUUAUGUGCGUGUCGACCGGGGCCGGUGAUCGCGGAACGACCGUUGUCGUUUUUUUUUUUUGUUCUUUCUUAUUUUUAACAUUUUUUCCGUUACCGUUUUAUUGUUUCAACAAUGCGCGCGCCGUCGUGAUUGUACGACCGUCGUCGAGCGAAACGAUCGGA